UCCGGGGGCGCCGCAAGAGGACACCAUGAAGUGGCUGCGGCGGCGGCGGCCGCCCCUGCCCUGCCUGCUGCUGCUGCUGCUGCUGCGCCUCGGCGAGGUGGCGCCGCAGCCGUGCCCAGCGCCCUGCUCCUGCUCGGGGACCAGCGUGGACUGUCACGGGCUGGCGCUGCGGAGCGUCCCCAGGAACGUGCCCCGCAACACCGAGAGGCUGGAUCUUAAUGGAAAUAAUAUCACAAGGAUCACAAGGACGGAUUUUGCUGGUCUAAGACACCUUCGCGUUCUUCAACUCAUGGAAAACAAGAUUACUACAAUUGAGAGAGGAGCCUUUCAGGAUUUAAAAGAGCUGGAGAGACUGAGGCUAAAUAGAAAUAAUCUUCAACUUCUCUCUGAGUUGCUGUUUCUUGGGACCCCCAAACUCUACAGAUUGGACCUCAGUGAAAACCAGAUACAUGCCAUUCCAAGGAAGGCUUUUCGUGGAGCUGUUGACAUUAAAAAUCUGCAACUGGAUUUCAACCAGAUCAGCUGUAUCGAAGAUGGGGCAUUCAGAGCUCUGCGGGAUCUGGAAGUACUCACUGUCAACAAUAACAACAUCACACGGCUCUCGGUGGCAAGUUUCAACCAUAUGCCUAAACUCAGAACCUUCCGCCUUCACUCCAACAACCUGCAGUGUGACUGCCAUUUGGCUUGGUUAUCUGACUGGCUACGUCAACGACCUCGGGUUGGCCUUUACACGCAGUGCAUGGCCCCGUCACACUUACGGGGUCACAACGUAGCUGAGGUCCAGAAGCGAGAAUUCAUCUGCAGCGGUCACCAGUCUUUUAUGGCUCCCUCCUGUAGUGUCUUGCACUGCCCUGCUGCAUGUACCUGUAGUAACAACAUUGUGGAUUGCCGAGGGAAAGGCCUUACUGAAAUCCCCACCAACCUUCCAGAAACCAUUACCGAAAUACGACUGGAGCAAAAUUCAAUCAAGGCCAUUCCGCCGGGAGCUUUCUCGCCCUAUAAAAAGCUGAGAAGAAUUGAUCUGAGCAAUAAUCAAAUCUCAGAGACGGCACCAGAUGCCUUCCACGGUCUCCGCUCACUUAAUUCCCUUGUUCUCUAUGGAAACAAAAUUACCGAACUUCCCAAGGGCCUGUUUGAAGGACUAUUCGCUCUUCAGUUGCUAUUAUUAAAUGCUAACAAGAUAAAUUGCCUGCGAGUGGAUGCAUUCCAAGACCUACACAACUUGAACCUUCUCUCUUUGUACGAUAACAAGCUCCAGACCAUUGCAAAGGGCACCUUUUCUCCUCUGCGGGCAAUUCAGACCCUGCAUUUGGCUCAGAACCCAUUUAUUUGUGACUGUCAUCUGAAGUGGCUGGCAGAUUAUCUCCAUAUAAACCCCAUUGAGACCAGCGGUGCCCGCUGCACCAGCCCCCGCCGUUUGGCGAACAAAAGGAUUGGGCAGAUCAAAAGCAAGAAAUUUCGUUGUUCAGGCACAGAAGAUUACAGAUCCAAAUUGAGUGGUGACUGCUUUGCGGACUUAGCUUGCCCUGAAAAAUGCCGUUGUGAGGGGACAACCGUUGACUGUUCCAAUCAGAAGCUCAAUAAAAUUCCUGAGCAUAUUCCUCAAUAUACAGCAGAACUGAGACUCAAUAACAAUGAAUUUACAGUUCUGGAAGCUACAGGGAUCUUUAAGAAGCUUCCCCAGCUGCGUAAAAUAAAUCUAAGCAAUAACAAGAUCACUGAUAUUGAAGAAGGUGUAUUUGAAGGAGCUGCUGGUGUAAAUGAGCUUUUGCUAACCAGUAACAGGCUGGAAAACGUACGACACAAAAUGUUGAAAGGGCUGGAAAGCCUCAAGACUUUGAUGCUGAGGAGCAAUCGCAUUAGCUGUGUGAGCAACGACAGCUUCACAGGCCUGAGUUCUGUCCGAUUGCUGUCCUUGUAUGAUAAUCAGAUAACCACCGUAGCUCCUGGUGCCUUUGAUACUCUUCAUUCUCUCUCCACGCUAAACCUCUUAGCCAAUCCCUUCACCUGCAACUGCCACUUAGCGUGGCUGGGGGAGUGGUUACGGAAGAAACGCAUUGUGACGGGCAACCCUCGCUGUCAGAAGCCGUACUUCCUCAAAGAGAUCCCUAUACAGGAUGUUGCCAUUCAGGAUUUCACCUGUGAAGAUGGGAACGAUGACAACAGUUGCUCUCCACUGUCCCGCUGCCCUGCUGAAUGCACGUGUCUAGAUACCGUAGUUCGUUGCAGCAACAAAGGUCUGAAAGCUCUACCUAAGGGCAUUCCAAAAGAUGUAACCGAACUUUAUUUAGAUGGAAACCAGUUUACUCUUGUUCCCAAAGAAUUAUCAAACUACAAGCACUUAACCCUGAUAGAUUUAAGCAACAACAGAAUCAGCACUCUCUCGAACCAGAGUUUCAGCAACAUGACCCAGCUGCUCACCUUAAUUCUCAGUUACAACCGGCUGAGAUGUAUUCCAACACGGACUUUUGAUGGCUUGAAAUCACUUAGACUGCUGUCAUUACAUGGGAAUGACAUCUCUGUUGUUCCUGAAGGUGCUUUUAAUGAUCUUUCAGCAUUAUCCCAUCUAGCCAUUGGAGCUAACCCCCUUCACUGUGACUGUCACAUGCAGUGGCUCUCCGAGUGGGUGAAGUCGGAAUACAAGGAGCCAGGCAUAGCCCGGUGCGCCGGUCCUGGAGAAAUGGCGGACAAACUCCUUCUCACAACUCCAUCCAAAAAAUUCACCUGUCAAGGUCCAGUGGAUGUUGCUAUUCUUGCCAAAUGUAGCCCUUGUUUAUCCAACCCCUGCAAAAAUGAUGGAACUUGUAACAAUGACCCAGUUGAUUUCUACAGAUGUUCCUGCCCUUAUGGUUUCAAGGGUCAAGACUGUGAGGUUCCAAUCCAUGCCUGUAUCAGCAAUCCUUGUAAACAAGGGGGGACUUGUCACUUAAAAGAAGAUGAAAAGGAUGGAUUUUGGUGUGCCUGUGCAGACGGAUUUGAAGGUGAAAACUGUGAAGUGAAUAUUGAUGAUUGUGAAGAUAAUGAUUGUGAAAACAAUUCCACUUGUGUAGAUGGAAUAAACAACUACACUUGCCUUUGUCCACCGGAAUACACAGGGGAACUGUGCGAAGACAAGCUAGAUUUCUGUGCUCAAGACCUGAAUCCUUGUCAGCAUGAGUCAAAAUGCAUUCUGACACCAAAAGGAUAUAAGUGCAGUUGCACACCUGGAUAUGUUGGGGAACACUGUGAUAUUGACUUUGAUGAUUGCCAAGAUAACAAAUGUAGAAACGGAGCUCAGUGCACAGACGCCGUGAAUGGUUAUACAUGUAUAUGCCCUGAAGGGUACAGUGGGCUUUUCUGUGAGUUUUCACCACCAAUGGUCUUACCUCGGACAAGCCCGUGUGAUCACUAUGAGUGUCAGAAUGGAGCCCAAUGUCUUAUCAAAGCCAACGAGCCCAUCUGUCAGUGUCUGUCCGGUUACCAGGGUGAUAAAUGUGAAAAGCUGGUCAGCAUAAACUUCGUAAACAAAGAAACGUACUUGCAAAUUCCUUCAACAAAGAUUCACCCACACACCAAUAUCACCCUCCAGAUUUCCACAGACGAAGACAGUGGAAUUCUGCUCUAUAAAGGAGACCAAGAUCAUAUAGCCAUGGAACUCUACCGGGGGCGUGUAAGAGUCAGUUACGAUGCAGGAUCUUACCCAGUAUCUGCCAUUUACAGUGUUGAGACCAUCAAUGAUGGGAAAUUCCACAUAGUGGAAUUAUUAGUUAUGGACCAGAUUCUGUCAUUGUCUAUUGAUGGAGGAAACCCCAAAAUUAUCACCAACUUAUCUAAACAGUCUACUUUGAAUUUUGACUCCCCACUCUAUGUUGGAGGCAUGCCUGUGAAGAAAAAUGUGGCUGCGUUGCACCAGCCUCCAAGCCAAAAUGGCACCAGUUUCCAUGGCUGCAUCCGAAAUCUCUUCAUUGACAGCGAACUGCAAGAUUUUAGGAACGUCCCACUGCAAGUUGGGAUUCUCCCAGGCUGUGAACCCUGUCUGAAGAAGGUGUGCGUUCACGGAACUUGCCAUGUGACAAGUCAAUCCGGCUUUACCUGCGAGUGUGAUGCGGGAUGGACUGGUUCACUUUGUGAUCAGCAAUCCAGUGACCCUUGCCUAGGGAACAAAUGUGUGCAUGGUACCUGCUUGCCAAUCAAUGCAUUUUCAUACAGUUGUAAAUGCCUGCAGGGAUACGGAGGAGUCCUCUGUGAUGAAGAUGAAGAGGUGUUUAACCCCUGCCAGUCCAUCCGAUGUAAACAUGGUAAAUGCAGGCUUUCAGGCCUUGGAAAACCAUAUUGCGAGUGCCACAGUGGAUAUACCGGGGACGUCUGCAAUAAAGAAAUCUCUUGCCGAGAGGAACGAGUCCGAGAUUAUUUCCAAAAGCAGCAAGGUUAUGCCGCGUGCCAAACGACCGAGAAGGUUUUGAGACUCGAGUGUAAAGGGGGCUGUGCGAACGGGCAGUGUUGCAGGCCACUGAGAAGCAAAAAGAGAAAAUACUCUUUUGAAUGCACCGACGGCUCCUCCUUCAUAGGCGAGGUUGAGAAAGUGGUGCGAUGCGGCUGCACCCAGUGCCCCUCAUAAGCGGCGUCCUUUUCCCCCUCGUCUCUUUCUGGAAAAUCCUGUAUUGGCUGCGUCUCAGACCAUUAAGGCUUCAUAGUGGAAAUAUAUUGUAAAAUACAGAACAGACUUAUUUUUAUUAUGAGAAUAAAGAACUGUUUCUUCAACUGCAAAAAAUAAAUAAAUGAAGUGCUCGGAGAGACUUCUUGUAACCCCAAGGACUUGAAGAAGAAAAUAUAUAUAUGUAAUAAAGACCUGAUGAAAUUUCAGCCGUGAUAGGAAAUGCUCACCACUUUUAACAUCCAACGUUCUUCACCACACGCUGAAGAUAAAGAGGCCCUCUGCUCAAUUAUAUCUCAAUGGGAUCAUUGUAUUGAUGAGAAAUCAAUAUGAAGCUCUUUUUUUUAACUACUUUAACCAUAGUUGGGGCGGGGGACGUGUUGUAUUUUGGUUCGAUCUUAUUUUCUUCACAAGACCAUGUCAAACUCUUCGGGAGAAGAUGGCUCUCAGACAAAAGGGAUCCAUUUGUACAAGUUGGGGAAGAAAAUGUGAUGCAUUUUGUACAGUGUAAAAAAAAAAAACAAGUUGAGAAAAUGAGAGCUUUUGCAGAAGGGAGAAAAUUCACGAUUAUCCUAAGAUCUUCUAAUGCAUUUUUUUUUUAAUGUUAGCAUGUUACAAAGAAAGGAAGCAAGCAAGAAAGCAUUUAUCCACCCUCUUACAGUAUUAAUUUUUUUUGUAAUAUAAGUGAUAAGGGAUUGAUAAAAUAGAUUAUUGUUGAGAAAAUUAGAUAUAAUAUGGAGUUUUGUUUCUAUGAAUUCUGAACAGCUCUAUACAGUAUUCUGUUUAUUGAGAAAUAUUUAUUGUAUCGAAGUACACUGUACUUAACAUCUAGGCCAAUCUUUUUACUUUUUUCCCCCCAAUGCUUUAAUAUAUAUUAAUUUAUAUUUGUCCUGAUAUUUUUGUAUUUCCAGUUGUGUUUUUUUUUUGAGAGAGAGAGAGAAAAAAAAAGACGUAAAAUCAGGAUAUUUGCAAUAGGACUAAUAUAGCAGGUUCUCAUGGGGUAAAUAGAUUUGGUCUGGGUUAAUAUUUUUUACUGUAGCACCUAUCAGCUGGUGUCCCUUGUAGGACCAGAGGCUGCAAGCAAUCACAGAUUGUCAUUUUCAUGAUAGCAAAGAAAGAUGACAUUUCUCCAGUCUUUGUAAUAUAUGAGGAAAAUAUCUUUUCAGUAGGUGGCAAAUGUUAUAGGUGUGAUUCCCCCCCCCCAUAUACAUUACGUUACAAAAAAUGGAAUUAUGUGUUGAAAAUGACCCUAGAAGAUAGAUCUUUUCAAACUAAUGUUCCCUUGGAGUUUCGUUCCUUUAAAAUGAAUAAGAGAGGCUGUAUUACCAUUUUCCCCCAUUACUAAAACUACUUUACAUGUCCAAAUGUUUCCCUUUGUUAACAUGUUGCUGCUAAGUACAAUAUAGAAUUGGUAAUAAUUCUUUAUAGUGGGUUGUGUUUUACUCUUUUUUAGUAAAUCAUGGGGCACCCUGUAAAAAGGGGUUUUUAAUUUCUUUUAUACAAGGAAAAGAUAGUUGUACAUGUGUAAUAUGGUGUUGCUUUGUCUAAUUUGGACUGGUAUCAGUAUCUUUACUGAUGUUUGUAAAUUAAACAGAUCUUUACCUCA
Molecule: messenger RNA, 6239 nt
Organism: Candoia aspera
Lineage: Eukaryota; Metazoa; Chordata; Lepidosauria; Squamata; Candoiidae
Gene: SLIT2
Product: slit guidance ligand 2
Exons: 36
Coding region: 26-4597 (1523 amino acids)
Biological process (GO): axon guidance
Molecular function (GO): heparin binding; calcium ion binding; Roundabout binding
Source: RefSeq, a predicted model, not a curated record